UUGUAUCACCUGAUCUCCCUUGAAAUUAAAACAAAUUACAGUUUAUAAUAUCAUUUAUAAUUUACAGAGUUUUUAUGAUCUCUAAAUUAUCCAAUCAAACCCAAAUAAAGGCCCAACAGUAAGCCCAAUAAAACCCAAAAAAAACUGCUCAAAAACAGGACCCUUUAACCCAACAAGUUAUCGCCUUUUUCAUAUUAGCCUUCGUUGAAACACGGAUUUCAGACAUCCAACUUCCACAGUUAUCUCCUGUUUUUUGCAUCAAACCUUUGACAUCUCCGUAAGACCUUCCCAGGAGCAAAACAAUGGCAAUAUUCCCCGACUCCUUCAUUCAACGCGGCGAUGACUCCGUCGAGUCAGUCCCACACCAGGAAGACUACGGCAGCGGCUACGCCGGAUACGACCCGUCUCAGCAAUUCGAAUCUUUCGCAGCCGAGUUGGACCCGGCCAAGGACUCGAAUGAUGACGUGUUUGCAUCGCAGCCGUACACGAAUGGGGAAAGAUUUGGCCAAGAUUUCGGCGGGUCGGCAUGCCCGAUUUUGCCGCCGCCAUCGGAGAUGGAGCCCGAGGAAGGGUUUGCUCUCAGGGAAUGGAGAAGGGAAAAUGUGAUUCGGUUGGAGGGGAAAGAGAAGAGGGAGAAGGAGGUGUUGAGCCAAAUAAUAGAAGAAGCUGAUCAAUACAAAGUUGAGUUUUAUAGAAAGAGGGAGGUUACCUGUGAAAAUAACAAGGCUAAUAACAGGGAAAGGGAGAAGAUAGUUGUAGCUAACCAAGAGAAGUUCCAUUCUGAGGCUGAUAAGCAUUACUGGAAAGCAAUCGCAGAGCUCAUUCCAAAUGAAGUGCCAGCUAUAGAGAAAAGAGGAAAAAAAGAUAAGGAGAAGAAGCUUUCCAUUGUUGUUGUCCAAGGUCCUAAGCCUGGGAAACCAGCAGACCUUUCAAGGAUGAGACAGAUACUCUUGAAACUAAAGCAUAAUACACCUCCCCACCUGAAUCAUUCUCCACCUGCCCAUGCAAAGGAUCAAGAUGCAAAAAGCAGUAAUAGUCCUGUAACGGCUGGUCCUCCUGUCACAAGCACCCCAGAGGCAGUAGUUGCUGCUUAAUAGUUUCAUUUGGACAUUAGUCAUCUUCUGUAAUCAGAACUAUCUAAGAGUAUCUUGUUGGUAUUAUGAUGUUUAGCCGUUGGUCAUCACCAGUAGGGUUUAUUUGUUUGUAUGAUGUUACAAAUUAGAGUUUCUCUAUGCAUGAAACUGUGUCUUUCAGACGGGAUGUAUACCGAGUUAUAGAAUUCCAUUUCGAGUUC
Molecule: messenger RNA, 1294 nt
Organism: Durio zibethinus
Lineage: Eukaryota; Viridiplantae; Streptophyta; Magnoliopsida; Malvales; Malvaceae
Product: clathrin light chain 2-like
Biological process (GO): intracellular protein transport; clathrin-dependent endocytosis
Cellular component (GO): clathrin coat of coated pit; plasma membrane; clathrin coat of trans-Golgi network vesicle
Molecular function (GO): clathrin heavy chain binding; structural molecule activity
Source: RefSeq, a predicted model, not a curated record